Molossus molossus (Pallas's mastiff bat) is the source of this 4687-nucleotide messenger RNA. RefSeq names its product mitogen-activated protein kinase kinase kinase 14 (gene MAP3K14). The record is from RefSeq and is a predicted model, not a curated record. The transcript has 16 exons. NCBI's taxonomy places the organism in Eukaryota, Metazoa, Chordata, Mammalia, Chiroptera, Molossidae. The coding region runs from base 100 to 2967 and encodes 955 amino acids. Gene Ontology annotation, molecular function: protein serine/threonine kinase activity; ATP binding. Gene Ontology annotation, biological process: positive regulation of canonical NF-kappaB signal transduction; protein phosphorylation.
GCGGUCGGCAACCGGCGGCGGGAGAUCGUGGGCGAGGGAAGCGCGACAGUGGCUGCUUGGGGAGAUCGGCGCUCGGCCGGGUGAGCGUGAGCCUGGGAGAUGGCAGUGAUGGAAAUGGCCUGCCCAGGCACUCCUGGCUCAGCGAUCGGGCAGCAGAAGGAGCUCGCCAAAGCCAAGGAGAAGACACAGGCAAUGGGGAAGAAGCAAAGCUCCGUCAACAAGCUUGAGGCCGUGGAGAAGAGCCCCGUGUUCUGCGGGAAGUGGGAGAUCCUGAACGACGUGAUUACCAAAGGCACAGCCAAGGAAGGCUCUGACGGAGGGCUGGCCGCCAUCUCCAUCAUUGCCCAGGCUGAAUGUGAGAAUAGCCAAGAGUUCAGCCCCACCUUUUCAGAGCGGAUUUUCAUCGCUGGGUCGAAACAGUACAGCCAGUCUGAGAGCCUUGAUCAGAUCCCCAACAAUGUGGCCCACGCAACUGAGGGCAAAAUGGCCCGUGUGUGCUGGAAAGGGAAACGACGCGGCAAAGCCCGGAAGAAACGCAAGAAGAAGAGCUCGAAGUCCCUGGCUCAGGCGGGAGUGGCCUUGGCCAGGCCCCUCCCCAGAACCCCGGAGCAGGAGAGCUGCACAGUCCCUGUGCAGGAGGACAAGUCCCCACUUGGCACUUCAUAUAUUAGAAAUGCCCCCCAGUUCACCAAGCCUCUGAAGGAGCCGGGCCUUGGCCAACUCUGUUUUAAGAAACUUGGGGAGGGCUUACGGCCAGCUCUGCCUCGACCGGAACUCCACAAACUGAUCAGCCCCUUGCAGUGUCUGAACCACGUGUGGAAACUCCACCACCCUCAGGAUGUCGGCCCCCUGCCCCAGCCCCCUCACCCCUUCCCCUACGGCAGAUUGCCCCAUCCCUUCCCAUUCCACCCUCUCCAGCCCUAUAAACCUCACCCCCUGGAGGCCUUCCUGGGCAAGCUGGCCUGUGUAGAUAGCCACCAACCCCUGCCUGGCCUACCCCCGGGCAAACUGGCCUGUGUAGACAGUCAGAAACCCCUGCCUGGCUCGCCUCUGAAGCCCAGCUGCCCGCCUCCUGGCACUCAUGAGAAGUUUUCUGUGGAGGAGUACCUGGUUCAUGCUCUGCAAGGCAGUGUGAGCUCCGGCCAGGCCCACAGCCUGGCUAGCCUGGCCAAGACCUGGUCAGCGGAGGGCUGCAGGCCCCAGGAGCCCAGCCCCCAAACGGAGGACAGCGAGGGAGUCCUGCUCACCGAGAAACUGAAGCCAGUGGAUUACGAGUACCGAGAGGAGGUCCACUGGGCCACGCGCCAACCCUGCCUGGGUAGAGGCUCCUUCGGAGAGGUGCACAGGAUGGAGGACAAACAGACUGGCUUCCAGUGUGCUGUCAAAAAGGUGCGAGUUGACGUGUUUCGGGCAGAGGAGUUGAUGUCAUGUGCAGGAUUGACUUCGCCCAGAAUUGUCCCUUUGUAUGGAGCAGUGAAGGAAGGUCCCUGGGUCAACAUUUUCAUGGAACUGCUGGAAGGUGGCUCGCUGGGCCAGCUCAUAAAGCAGACGGGCUGUCUGCCAGAGGACCGAGCCCUUUACUACCUGGGCCAGGCUCUGGAAGGGCUGGAAUACCUCCAUACCCGCAGGAUCCUACACGGCGACAUCAAAGCUGACAACGUGCUCCUGUCCAAUGAUGGGAGUCGUGCAGCCCUCUGUGACUUUGGCCAUGCUGUGUGCCUUCGACCUGACGGCCUGGGCAAUUCCUUGCUCACAGGGGACUACAUCCCCGGCACAGAGACCCACAUGGCUCCAGAGGUGGUGAUGGGCAAGCCCUGCGAUGCCAAGGUGGACGUGUGGAGUAGCUGCUGCAUGAUGCUGCAUAUGCUCAACGGCUGCCACCCUUGGACCCAGUACUUCCGAGGGCCGCUCUGCCUCAAGAUUGCCAGCGAGCCUCCGCCUGUGAGGGAGAUCCCACCUUCCUGCGCCCCUCUCACAGCCCAGGCCAUCGAGGAGGGGCUGAGGAAAGAGCCUGGCCGCCGAGCAUCUGCGGUGGAGCUGGGGGGGAAGGUCAGCCUGGCGCUGCAGCACGUGGGAGGUCUGAAGAGCCCUUGGAGGGGAGAGUAUAAAGAGCCAAGACAUCCGCCGCCACACCAAGCCUGUCCGCCGCUGCCAAGCCCAGCCCCCUCUCACCAGACCCCUCAAGCCCAGCCAAGGGAGCUCUCACCAGGGGCCCAGGGGGCCCAGCCAGCUGAGGACACAACAGACGGGGCCCCCAAGCUCCCACCUCCUCUACCUCCGGAUCCCCCAGAGCGAAACAAGUGUCCAAGCCUGAACUGGGGCAAGGAGGAGUCUGGGACAUGGGAACCCUUGCCUCUGUCCUCCCUGGACCCAUCCCCCACCAAAAACCCCAGCUCACCGGAGCGAAAGGCGACCUUCCCAGAACAGGAAUUGCAGCAGCUGGAAAUAGAAUUAUUUCUGAAUAGCCUGUCCCAGCCAUUUUCUCUGGAGGAACAGGAGCAAAUUCUCUCGUGCCUCAGCGUUGACAGCCUCUCCCUGUCAGAUGACAGUGAAAAGAACCCGUCAAAGGCAUCGCAGAGCUCGAGGGACACCCUGAGUUCCGGCGUGCACUCCUGGGGCAGCCAGGCCGAGGCUCGCAGCUCCAGCUGGAACAUGGUGCUGGCCCGGGGACGGCCCACCGACACGCCAAGCUAUUUCAACGGUGUGAAAGUCCAAAUACAGUCUCUCAAUGGCGAACACCUGCACAUCCGGGAGUUCCACCGGGUCAAGGUGGGAGACAUCGCAACUGGCAUCAGCAGCCAGAUCCCAGCUGCAGCCUUCAGCUUGGUGACCAAGGACGGGCAGCCUGUGCGCUACGACAUGGAGGUGCCAGACUCGGGCAUUGACCUGCAGUGUACCCUGGCCCCGGAUGGCAGCUUCGCCUGGAGCUGGAGAGUCAAGCACGGCCAGCUGGAGAACAGGCCCUAACCCAGCCUUCCGCCACCGGCUCCGCUCAGCCAGAAGCAGCCUUCCUGCUCGGGGCUCGAUGCUGCCGCUGAGACACAGGCGAGGGCUGCUCCCAGGGCUCUCAGCGGUGGGACCAAGGGCAAAGUGGGCACCAGCAAAAGGCCUCCUAGGAUUUCCCAGUUGUGUCCUACUGACCACCAAGAGAACACCCUAUGCCCACGUGAGGAGGAGGAGGAAGACUCUCUUCCUUCAGGGAACAGAGAGGGUCUUCUCUGCCCUGGUUCAAACAAGCUGGCCUGACCCUUUGGCUCAGUGACCACUUGCUGGAAAUCAGGGGAGAGCAGUUUCCAGCCCAGGUCAGGGAGAGGCAGGCGAGCCCCUCAGCCUCCAGACAGGUACGAGGGUGUCAGUGUCUGAAGACCCACACCCGGGUCCAUAUAGGGCCAGGCAACAGGUGUGCCCACCCUUGGGUAAACAGGGGACCCUCUGACCCCCUUGCCUGGCCUUGCCUGGCCAUUGAACCCCUUUUAGAUCUAGGAAUUCUUCAGUCAGGGAGGGAGGAAUGCCUGACUGGCAGGUCUCCCUGGGAGAACAUACCACACUUUUCAGGGCGUUGCCACACAGGUCCUGCGCUGAACUCGGCUUCAGCCGAGGACCAAAGAAGGUGUUCAAGUGAUACAGUUCUCAGUCCCCACACACGUGCCCCUUUGCUGCGGGCCACCAGUCUUCCCCGGAGCAGCAGGUGCCAAGCCCCAGCUGCAGGCCCAGCACUGCCCCUGGCUAGCUGGCACUCAGUUCCCUCAUCUGUAAAAGUGAAGGGUGAGGGGCACCAGGCCUUCCUGACAGGGACAGUCGGAGGAUAAGGCACGGUAGAUGGAAAAGAAAGCAGCAGGUGUAGCCACAGCUUUCAACAUCUUGCACAACAGCUUCCCAAGACACAGCUCAGGCAUCAUGCCCACACUGACCCUGCCCUGCCCCUGGUUACAUGGGCUCUGCCAGCUGCACUUUGCACUCUGAUGACCACGAAGCACUUUCAUGGCUGCCCUCCAGAAGGGCAGGUCACUGGUUCUGCAUGAGCACAAGCAGACUAGGAGAUGGGGUGAAGGGACACAAGUCUUGACCUGUUUCCACACAUGUGAUCCCUUCAAACCUUCAGAAUUCUUUAAGGUGAGCACCCCCCCCCCCCAAUUCCUCUCCAUUGCCCCAGUCCACCUCUUCAGGGGGGAAGUUGAUCAGAACUCAUGUAGCAUUAAUCAACUGUGAAUCUUUGAGGGUUGAGGGGCCUGCUGGUCUCAGCCCCUGGGGAUGAGGGGAUAUCCCCUGAGAUUCCUCCUUGGGAAAAGCUUGUCCCCAUGUCUUGCCAAGGUGCUCUCUGUCCAGCUAUCUACAUGAAGCCAUACUGCUCCCCAGGGAGAGACUUUGGCCCCCAGCACGGAGAACUGCAGCCUUGGUACUGCAGAGUUCGAGUUGUAGAGAAUUCUGUAAGCAAUAAAGUUUGGAGUGAUGACACGUAUUUUGGCCAUGGCCGUCUCCACUCUCGUCUGCCUGCUUGUCAAGUCUGCCCCUUGUUUGGGGCAAGGGCGGUUUUCUUAAGUGGGGUUACUUUUUCCACCCCUCCCAGUGGGUGCUUCCACCUCUGAGCUAUCCAUUCAGACCAGUUCAGCAAGAUAACCCACCUGAUGGCAGCAGGGAAGUCCCUGCCAAACACUGCCAGGCCGAGGGAGGAGGAGAAUGAUGAAGA